UCAUUUAUGCUCCUCAUUGGACGUAUGAUUUUGUAUGAUUCUGUAAGAGCUGUGCAAUUUCUGCACGAUUUUACCUUUUCACAAUUUUUAUAAGAGGAUUUGAGACUGUUUUCUUUUGAGUUACGUGUAUAUUUUUACAAUAACGCUAGCAGACAAGUGAAUUUUUUAAAUUUUAUAAAUUUUAAGAAUAAUGGUGACAGGACCAACUGAACAUGGAAUGCAAGCAGAUGUUAUAUUUGUCAUUGAAGGAACAGCUGUUAAUGGUGCAUAUCUUAAUGAUCUUAAAGCAAAUUAUGUUAUGCCAACAUUGGAAUAUUUCUGUCAAGGUAACAUAGAAGACAGAGAAUAUGUCUCUGAGAAUAACACAAUAUUAUAUGGGAUAGUCGUUUAUCAUGCUGCUGAUUGCUUACCAUCUCCAUGUACAGAGACUUUUGGACCUUAUUCAAAUCCUCAUAAACUAUUGAUGGCUCUAGAUAAGCUUGAAAUGGUUGGUGGAAAAGGAGAAUCUUUUGCAAACAUAGGUGAGGGUCUUGCCACAGGAUUACAGUGUUUUGAAGAUUUACAAUUAAGAAGAGAGCCAAACACAGCUUUACAAAAACAUUGUAUUUUAAUAUGUAAUUCGCCUCCAUAUCAAACUAUGAUUCAAGAAAGUUGCAAAUAUGCUGGUCAUACCAUUGAACAAUUAGCUGGCAUUUAUCAAGAAAGAAAUAUAAAUAUUUCUAUAUUAUCACCAAGGAAAAUUCCGGCAUUAUAUAAGUUAUUUGAAAAAGCCGGCGGUGAUUUGCAAUCUUCACAAACCAAGAAUUAUGCCAAGGAUCCACGGCAUUUGGUGCUUUUGCGAAAUUAUAACUUAAAGGAACGCCCUGUUAGUCCUCAAAUGGGCGGUAAUGUUCACAAUGCUGCAGCUACUGCAGCCCAAAUACCCUUGAGUCCAUUGCAAAGCAAUGACAGUCCAAAUCCUAAUCAGGUACAGCAGAAUAUCGCUCCACCGAAUCAGCAGCAAGGUCCUCCUUUCAGAAACCAAGCUCCGCAGAAUAUUACCUCCGUACAUCAGACCGUCACACCGUCUAUGGCAGCACCGAUGAAUACCGGGCGGCCGCCUUAUAAUUCUCAGAUAGCCGCACCACCAAAUUAUCAUGCGACGGCAGUGAAUAUAGCCACGAGGCCUAGGUGGUUACGACCACCAUUUAUACCGGGAGCAACCGCGCCUGCAAAUACACAAGGCAGUGCAUUAAUAGCCCAACUAACUCAACCACCUUCGUCGCUAGGACUUAACGUAGCUGCGUUUAAUCAACGAUUAGAUGUAACUGGCAAUAAUGUUAUGGCAGCUAAUCAGCAACAGCAGCAGCAACUCACACAGCAACAACAACAGUUGCGCUUGACGAUGCAACUGCAGCAGCAACAACAACAACAGCAGAAUGCACAACAGGCUACCAUGUCAAUGGCUGCCCAACCGACCCAUAACCAACCAGGAUCACAACUUACUGUGUCUUGUAUUAGUCAGUCUGUGCCUACUCAAGUACCACAGACUGUUACAGCAUCACAACAAGCUCCAGUAUCUGUAUCUUCCAUUACACAACAGAUUACACAUCCUCAAGCGCAAGGUAAUGUGUCGACUGGCACUGUACAAAAUCAACAACUUGUGCAACGCGAGCGCCAGAAUAUCUGGCAAGGUAUUGUAGAAUGGAUCGAAAAAGCCAAAAAUCCGACAGAUGCGCAGAAACAAACGCGACAUGUCCCAUGUCAAGUCUCAGCAAAUGCAAAAGAUGGAGAACCAGAAUUGAAAGCGGACACAUGGCCAUCGAAACUGAUAAUGCAACUGAUGCCAAAACAAUUAAUAGGAAGUAUUGGUGGUACCUAUCUAAAAAAUUCGAAAUCCGUUGUAUUUCAUCCGACACCAUGUGAAGCACUGGAAUCCUUAACGAAAAUGAUGACAGCUGGAUUUGCGGGAUGCGUCCAUUUUACUUCAGCGCCUUCAAGUCCAGUCUGUGAAAUAAAAGUACUUAUACUUUUAUAUACUACAGACAAAAAAACAUAUUUGGGUUUUAUUCCAAACGAUCAAACAGCUUUUGUAGAUCGUCUUCGCAAGGUUAUACAGCAGCAGAAAACAUCUCAAGCUUCUAUGAGACACGGACAAGCUAAUCCUGGACCAGGUAAUACAAUUCCCGCGCCAAUGCCAACUACAGGUGCACAAGGUGGUAUUCUUAUGUCUCAAACGAAUACUAUGGCGAUGGGUGGUGGUCAAAUAACGCAGAAUGUUGUGUCUACCAAUGCUCCUCCACAAACUUUAACUUCGACCAGUGGCCCGCAGACUCAAAUGAAUAUGCAGAAUAGCGGAAUCAGCGGUCCACAAGCAAACACUGGCGCUGGAGGUAUGAUCGGUCAACAACGUCCACCGUUUGAUGAUAUAGAAAUCGCUAGACAUCAAAAUUUACUAAAGAUCCAACAUUUGAGACAAACGUUAGAAGCUGCGCAACAGCAAGAGGCGCAGUACAAAUCUCAAUUGGAAGUAAAUAUUCAACAAAACCUCGAAGUAGCACAGCAGCAAGAAAUGCAAUAUAAACAACAACUUGAGGCGCAACAGGCACAGAGAGGUAUCAAUCCGGCAGCUGCUAUGGCUAACCAACAGGCAGGCGCUCAAAGAUUAAUGCGUCCGGUUUCCACCAACAACCUUGGUCUUAGACAUUUGUUACAACAACCACAACCUCAAUAUAGUGUUCGACAAGUGUUUGGAGUGCAACAACAAAUAGUAGGUCCAAGAGGGCAGAUAGCAACGAGACCAAUGGCACCUGGUAAUACACAAAAUCAACAGUUUGAGGAUGUAUCAAAUUACGAUUUUCUUGGUUAAAUUAUUGCUAGGUCUUAUUCUUUUUUAAGUUAAUUUUAUUCUUUUUUAAGUUUAUAUACAUAUGCAUACCAAGUAUAAGAAUAGGAAAUAAUUAUUUUAACUUUGUAUAUUUAUGAAAAGAAAUUAUAUUUAUAUAUAGACAGAAAUACAU
This is a messenger RNA of Pogonomyrmex barbatus (red harvester ant), 2999 nucleotides long. Its product is annotated as mediator of RNA polymerase II transcription subunit 25. Gene Ontology annotation, biological process: positive regulation of transcription by RNA polymerase II. NCBI's taxonomy places the organism in Eukaryota, Metazoa, Arthropoda, Insecta, Hymenoptera, Formicidae. Gene Ontology annotation, cellular component: transcription regulator complex; mediator complex. The record is from RefSeq and is a predicted model, not a curated record.